Molecule: messenger RNA, 396 nt
Organism: Phytophthora nicotianae INRA-310
Lineage: Eukaryota; Oomycota; Peronosporomycetes; Peronosporales; Peronosporaceae
Exons: 1
Coding region: 1-396 (131 amino acids)
Source: RefSeq, a predicted model, not a curated record
AUGAGCGCUUCCGCCCCAGCCAAGAUGACCUACCGUUUCCUCGGCAACUCGGGUCUCCUGGUCUCCAAGAUCUCCCUCGGUGCAUGGAUGACCUGGGAUGACCGCUGCUCCGACGAAGGCUGGUACGAUAUCAUGACUCAAGCGUUCAAGAGAGGCGUCAACUACUACGACAACGCUGAGUGCUACAUCGGCGGCAAGUCUGAAGAGAUUGUUGGUCGCGCCAUCCAGAAGGGCAUCCAGGAAAAAGCUUGGGCCCGCGAAGACCUCGUCAUCUCCACCAAGAUCCACGUCGGCACGAAAACGGGCCCCAACGACCAGGGACUGAGUCACAAGCACCUCACUCAAGCGGCUUCAGCUCGACUACGUCGAUGUGGUCUUCUGUCACCGCGCCGAUGA